AUGGGGACUGGAAACUACACAACUGUGACAGAGUUCAUUAUUUUGGGGUUAGCAGAGGAUACUACAGUUUGUGUCAUUUUAUUUAUUGUGUUUUUGGGAGUCUAUCUGGUUACCUUAAUAGGCAAUAUCAGCAUAAUCAUGUUAAUCAGAAGCAGCCCUCAGCUUCACACCCCAAUGUACCUUUUCCUCUGCCAUUUGGCCUUUGUAGACAUUGGGUACUCCUCAUCAGUCACACCUCUCAUGCUCAUGGGCUUCCUCAGGGAAGGAACCUCUAUCAGUGUUGCUGGCUGUGAAGCUCAGCUCUGUUCUCUUGGUUCCGUUGUUUUCUUUGGGUCAUCUGAGUGCUUCCUUUUGGCUGCCAUGGCUUAUGAUCGCUUUGUGGCAAUUUGCAGUCCGCUGCUUUAUUCCACCAAAAUGUCCACACAAGUUUAUGUUCAGUUACUCACAGUGGCUUAUGUAGCUGGUUUUCUCAAUGCUUGCUCUUUUACUAUUUGCUUCUAUUUUUUACUCUUCUGUGGACCAAAUCAAGUCAAUCAUUUUUUCUGUGAUUUUGCUCCUUUGGUUGAACUCUCCUGUUCUGACAUCAGUAUCCCUGCAGUUGUCCCCUCAUUUACGGCUGGCUCCAUCAUUGUGGUUACAGUGACUGUCAUAGCUGUAUCCUACAUCUACAUCCUCAUCACCAUCCUCAGGAUGCACUCCACCGAGGGGCGCCACAAGGCCUUCUCGACCUGCACGUCCCACCUCACAGCAGUCACUCUGUUCUAUGGGACCAUCACAUUCAUUUAUGUGAUGCCCAAGUCCAGCUACUCAACUGACCAGAACAAGGUGGUAUCUGUGUUCUACAUGGUGGUGAUCCCCAUGUUGAACCCUCUCAUCUACAGCCUCAGGAACAAUGAGAUUAAGGGGGCUCUGAAGAGAGAGCUUUGUUAA
This is a messenger RNA of Rangifer tarandus platyrhynchus (Svalbard reindeer), 930 nucleotides long. NCBI's taxonomy places the organism in Eukaryota, Metazoa, Chordata, Mammalia, Artiodactyla, Cervidae. The record is from the annotation of a GenBank genome assembly.